AUGCCCGCGGAUGUCCGCCCGCGCGCGUGCUCUCCGCCGACGAUGACAAUUAACGGUCACCGCCAUUCGCCGCUCGUUCCUUCCCAGGCGGCGCCGAGGCGCAGUGAGACAUGCUCGUUCUGCUUCCCUUCUCUACCUCACCCUUUGUCUUCCCUCCCUCCCUCCCUCCCUCCCUCCCUCCCUCCCUCCCUCCCUCCCUCCCUCCCUCCCUCCCUCCCUCCCUCCCUCCCUCCCUCCCUCCCUCCCUCCCUCCCUCCCUCCCUCCCUCCCUCCCUCCUUCCCUUUCUUCCUCCCUUCCCCUCCGUCCCUCCUUCCCUCUCUUUCCCGCCCUCCUUCGUCUCUCCCUCCCGCCCCUCUCCCCCUCCCCGCCCUCCCCGCGAGCAGAAAGUGGUGUAUGUGGGGGGGCAACGACGGAAGAAAGUGGUGUAUGUUGGGGGCAACAACGGCAGGUGGCUGUCUCCGUGGGGCUUUGGAAUGAAGGACUGGAAGGCGCCCAAGGUGUUGCCAGGCGACCUGCUAGUGUUCCAGUGGGUGGGCGAGGUACACUCGGUGCACAAGGUUGACGUGGCGGAUUACACCGCAUGCACGUUUUUGAAUGCCAAGCAGCUCGCACGCACCCGCAACUACGGAAAGUACAUCUACAAGGUGGUGCCCAAGGACUACGGCAACACCAUCUACUUCACCAGCAAAGCCAACAACGAUUUGCCUCCGAAUUCCCACUUUCUGCCUUCCGAUCUCCCUUUCUUGCCUCCCUGUUCCGAUCUUCCCUUCCCUCUUUCCCCAUUUCCCCUUGCCUUCCCGCAUCUCCAAUUCCCCUUUCCUCCACCGCAAUUCCCCUUCCCGUGUCAUGAUUACCCCUUCCCGCCUCCCCGGUUUUCCUUCCCGCCGCGCAUUUCCCCUUUCCGCCUCCCCGAUUCCCAUUCCCGCUCCCGGUAUCCCCUUCACACAUUUGCGUUUCCCCUUCCCGCACCCCAUUUCCCCUUCCCGCCUCCCCGUUUCGCAUUCCCGCUCUCCCACAUUCGCGUUUCCCCUUCACGGUCCCCAUUACCCCUUCCCACCUCCCCGUUUCCCCUUCCCGCUCCCCGUUUCCCCUUCCCGCUCCCCGUUUCCCCUUCUCGCUCCCCGUUUCCCCAUCCCACCUUCCCGUUUCCCCUUCCCGCUCCCCAUUAUCCCUCCCCGCCUCCCCGUUUCCCCUUCUCGCCCCCUCGUUUUCCCUACCCGCCUCCCCGUCUCCCUCUCGUUUCUCCACCUUCUCCCUCUCGAUUCCCCCCUUCCCCCUCUCGUCUACCCCCCUCCCCCCUCUCAUGUCCCACCUUUCUCCUUCUCAUUUUUCCCCAUUCUCCGUCUCAUCCCCCCCCCCCCCCCCCCUUCUCAAGCUCACCUACCCCCUUUCUCCCUCUUAGCUCCUCUCUUCCCACGCCCUGCUUCCCCCUUUACUCUCUCGUCCCUACACCCUUCAUUCCCCUCUCCGCUCUCUGCCUUAUACCCUUCUACCUCCUUUCCCCUCUCUGUCUUACACCCCUCUUGAUUUAUUCUCCACUCUGCCUUACUCCCUUCUUCCACCUUUCCCCUCUCUACUCCACACCCUUCUUCUCCCACCAUGCGUUCUCCCCCUUAUAUCCUGCUAAACCCCAUUUCCCUCUCUUCCCUACACCCUGCUUCCCCCUCUCUCUUCUCUGCCUUACGCCCUGCUUUCCCCUUUCCCCUAUCUUCCCUACACCCUUCUUCCCUCUUUCUACCCGCGCUGCUUCCCUUUUUCCCUAUCUCCCUUUCCCUCUUUCACCCUGCUUCUCCCGUACCCCUCUUCCGUACCCCCUUCUGCCCCCACCUUGCGUCCUCUCUUUUUACGCCCUGCUUCCCCCUGUCCCCUCUCUGCCUUACGCCCUUUUUCCCCCUCUCUCCACUCUGCUUUACCCCCCGCUUCCCCGUUACCCCUAA
Molecule: messenger RNA, 1938 nt
Organism: Closterium sp. Naga37s-1
Lineage: Eukaryota; Viridiplantae; Streptophyta; Zygnematophyceae; Desmidiales; Closteriaceae
Source: the annotation of a GenBank genome assembly